Messenger RNA from Lingula anatina, 2564 nucleotides. RefSeq names its product BRCA1-associated protein. Gene Ontology annotation, cellular component: cytoplasm. Gene Ontology annotation, molecular function: ubiquitin protein ligase activity; zinc ion binding. Lineage: Eukaryota; Metazoa; Brachiopoda; Lingulata; Lingulida; Lingulidae. Gene Ontology annotation, biological process: Ras protein signal transduction; protein ubiquitination. The record is from RefSeq and is a predicted model, not a curated record.
UUGCACUCGAAGCAUGAUGGGAAGAUUCAGGUGACAGUGAACAACAACAAGCAGUCUCGUCGCGUAGACAAGCUUUGUUAUUGGAGCAUGUUUCAUUGUGGUUUUGGCCAGCGGUGCAUUCAUGUCGAAGAGUAAGGGAAACAGUUACCAGUGUUUAGAACCCCCUCAUGCUGUAUCAUUAGCUGUUCUGAGGUUUGAAAUCGCCAAUCAUGCACCAUAUCUGAAAGACAUUUGCUACACAGCACCAUAUUUCAAGGAUCAACAUGAAAUUGAGGACAAUAAAACAUAUGCCCAGGCUGUGAGUUCCCCAAAACUUAAAAUCACACCAGAAAUUAUUGCCCAGUUCAGAGGGAGAAGAGAGUUUAUAGAAAUAAUUGUAGAAACAAUAUAUUUUGAUGAAAAGAUGACAGAGCAGGAAGCAAAAGUUUCAAAGGAAGUGACUUCUUUAAAUUCAGACAAACAACAAGAUGAUGGAUCUGACAGAGAACAAGUCUUCCAGCCUAUACAUGACAUGGAGGAGGCUGAAGCACCUGGAGGCAGUGACAAAGGAGGGUCUAGCUCCAGGACAUCCACUCCCUUGGGUGACGGUAACUCAAAGCACUCAAAGAAUGCUCCACCAGCUUGUGACACAGCAGGAGAGGAAGCAACCGUGAGGUCUAAAAGAGAACGUGUCUUUUCCGCAGGGAGUUAUUCUAAAGACAAUCCUAGUAGGUACUCCCCAUUAGACACCAGGUGCUCUCCUUUAAGUUCUGACAGUGGAUCCACUAAUUCUAGACCAAGCAGCAGUAAGUCACGUCCUAUCAGUCACAGUCCUAAUAACCCAGACUCCAUGUGGUUUAUGUGUGGAAACCAGAGGACUGAAAUGACAGAAGGAAUGAUGCAUUUUUAUAAAGACAGUGCCAUGACCCCCCUGAAUGAAGAUGUCCCCAGAAGUGAGAUCAUCUGUAUGCUGGCAGUACCUGCUGCUCUAACAACCCAUGACUUGAUGAAUUUUGUAGCUCCUGUAUACCCCAGUAUUGAACACAUGAGGAUCAUCAGAGACAACACACCUAACCAGUACAUGGUGCUGAUCAAGUUUAGAGGACAGAAAUAUGCUGAUGAAUUCUAUAAGGCAUUUAACAAUGUUCGCUUCAAUUCCAUUGAGUCAGACAUAUGUGUUUUGGUGUAUGUGGCCAAAGUGGAAAUGUUAAAAGAAUCUGAGGGGGCAUUUCUUCCUGUGUCUGGACUGGUCGAGCUCCCUAAGUGUCCUGUGUGUUUAGAAAGAAUGGAUGACUCAGUGGAUGGCAUCCUAACCAUAUUGUGCAAUCACUCUUUCCAUGCCUUCUGCUUGGCAAAAUGGGGGGAUACAAGGUGCCCUGUGUGUAGGUAUGUACAGACACCAGAGCAGGCAGAUGCAGACCAGAAAUGUUUACAGUGUGGCUCAAGUGAGAGUUUGUGGAUAUGCUUGAUAUGUGGCUAUGUAGGCUGUGGAAGAUAUGUUGGAGAGCAUGCUUAUCAGCAUUUUCAGCAAACGCAGCAUACAUAUUCUAUGCAUCUAGGUAACAACAGGGUGUGGGAUUAUGUAGGGGAUGGUUAUGUACACAGACUGGUACAGAAUAAAACUGAUGGAAAACUAGUGGAGGUAGACGAGGGAGGAAACCCAGUCACCGAUGAGAAAGUGGAUUCGUUAGCAUUAGAAUACACAUACUUUUUCACUCAGCAGUUGGAUACACAGCGGAGAUAUUUUGAGGAAAAAAUAGCAGCUAUUGAGAAGAACAAUGAAGAACAGAGGCUGGAAUUUGAAAACAGGGCCAAGAAAACAUUAGAGGAGUGUCAAAAACUUGAAACAGAAUUGUCAAAUGCAGCCAAGGAAAAACAAACAGCAGAAAAAAAGUGUUCUCAGCUAAGCUCCAGAGUGUGUAAACUUUCAACUGAACUACAGGAAGAAAAGGAAAUGAACAAAUGUUUAAGAGAAAAUCAGCAGACUUGGCAAGAGAAAUUUAAGAAACUGCAAGUCAAUGUAGACAAAGAAGCUGAAAAGAAAAAUAUGGAAAUAGCAGAUCUGAAAGAACAACUACGUGACGUAAUGUUUUAUUUAGAGGCUCAACAAAAACUCUCCAGCCCCGGCCUAGCAGUAACGCAAGAAGAGCUUCAAGGGGGGCAGGUCAUCGUCGGGGAAUCUAGUCCGGGAACAAGUGCACAUGGUUCCAGAAGAAGUAGAAAGAAAGGAAAAUGAUCCAAAAAUAAAACAUUUUUUAAAAUAACGAAUAUUAUGUAGUAAUUGCUAGUUAAAGAAUAUCUGGAUGUUUUAUGAACUUUGUAAAAAUAUUUUCGUUUUCAUGUUAUUUAUGUAUACUUGUGGAGGAAUUGAGGAAGAUCAUUUUCACGGACAUUAUUCCAUUGAUAAGUUAUUUAAACGUUGACUUUCAACUAUAAAGAUUGCAGCGGAUCACAGGAUUUAUGAACAAGAAAUUAUGAACCAAAAUUCAAAGUUGAUUUUGAGCUAAAUGCUGUGACGUCAAUAAAUUCCAAUGACGUAAUGUGAGCUUGCUCCAGAAGAAUUUUAAUAAAACCUCUUUACAUUC